AUGGUUUUUUAUCUAUCUGCUUUCUCUGGCCACAUAUCUAGUUCAAACGACAUCCUCCUGGCUGAGCUCACCGCAAUUUUCCAUGGAUUGCACCUAGCUGUUAACAUGGGACUAGAUGAUAUAGUUUUCUAUUCAGACUCCCUCCUCUCCAUCAAUCUUAUCACGAUAGACACUCCAAAGUUUCACAUCUACGCCGUUCUUCUCCAAGAUAUCAAGGAUUUGCUUCGUAACCGCACUCUUCAUCAUACUCUUCGGGAGGGUAAUCUGUGUGCUGAUUUUUUGGCCAAAAUGGAAGUAUCCUCUGAAGAUGUUUUCAUCGUGCAUCCUUUGCCUCCAGCUGACCUUCUGCCUUUGAUUAGGAGCGACGCGUCGGGCACCUGCUACCUUAGGGCCUAG
Molecule: messenger RNA, 396 nt
Organism: Medicago truncatula (barrel medic)
Lineage: Eukaryota; Viridiplantae; Streptophyta; Magnoliopsida; Fabales; Fabaceae
Exons: 1
Coding region: 1-396 (131 amino acids)
Molecular function (GO): RNA-DNA hybrid ribonuclease activity; nucleic acid binding
Source: RefSeq, a predicted model, not a curated record